Wasmannia auropunctata (little fire ant) is the source of this 595-nucleotide messenger RNA. RefSeq names its product cytochrome c oxidase subunit 6b-3-like. Gene Ontology annotation, cellular component: respiratory chain complex IV; mitochondrion. NCBI's taxonomy places the organism in Eukaryota, Metazoa, Arthropoda, Insecta, Hymenoptera, Formicidae. The coding region runs from base 110 to 508 and encodes 132 amino acids. The record is from RefSeq and is a predicted model, not a curated record. The transcript is spliced from 2 exons.
AUUCAAAAAUGAAGGAGGAGCACUAAACAUUUUUUAAAGAGAGGGAUUUAAAAUAUAUAACGGAAUUAUUAAUAUCGUAAAGCACACGUGAUUGCGACGUUUAAAGGGAAUGGGGGAAAAAGUAGAUAAUCCACGAAAGCAAGAAACGGGCGACAAGAAGAAAAAGAUAAGUAUCCUUGUAGAUGAAGAUGAUCCUUGUCUCAGAAAGGAAGAGGUUCGAGGCGAUGGGGAAUUGCGUGAAAUUGGACUAACUUCUCCUGGCAAUGACCCGAGAUUCCAGCAACAAAAUCAGACGCAGAGGUGCUUCGUGAUGUACACCGAUUUUUAUCGCUGUCAGCAUAUUUUGGGCGAAGGUCACGAGGCGUGCACGUGGUUUAAAGAUGUUUUCACGUCCAUAUGUCCGAAGGCCUGGGUGGAACGUUGGGACGAACUUAGAGUUACAGGCAGAUUACCUUGGCACAAACACAGAACUCAGGGCCCUUUCCCCGGCACCAAAUACGGCGAAUAAAAAGAGAGAAAAGAAUUAAUCUUGUAGAGUAAAAUUUAAAAAGUUUUAUAUUUGAAAUGGAACAAUUAAACGAUUAUUACGAUCAUA